AUGGGCGAAAAGAAUGAGAAUAAACUUUAUUGUCCGAAAUUGCUGAUAGUCAUUGUGUUUGUUUUCGUGAAUCUGAAUAAUAAAACAUCACGAGAGAAACGGCCAGGUGUUGAUUCCGUAAAAGCAAGACGUCGGCACCAGCGCACCAAAUUCCGUGAGGUGAUGAAGCGCCGGGAAGAAAGAAAAGCACAAGCAGAGAAGCCGUCAUUCGUUGCGCUCGCAGUAGCCAAUAUAUUUGACAAAGAUGCAGGCAUCGAAAAACCACCACAUUCAAAAUUUAAACAUAAACGAGUGAUAGUGACGCGUUAUCCAGUCUUUCAAAAAGUACGCAAGAAAAAACCAAAAGAGAGCACAUUUUUUAUGGUAAGUACCUGCCACAUUUCCAUUUAA
Molecule: messenger RNA, 390 nt
Organism: Gongylonema pulchrum
Lineage: Eukaryota; Metazoa; Nematoda; Chromadorea; Rhabditida; Gongylonematidae
Source: the annotation of a GenBank genome assembly